AUGGCCCAUAAAGACGCUUCGCAGAUGUCUCACAGUUCUGGUGCUACAGAGCGGUGCGAGAACGCUAGAAGCAAUACCGACGUCCCGACUAUCUCCGACUCUACUUUUAUGGACUGCCCUUCAUCGUCUUCAUUGGAAAAUCCGGUUUUGCCCGCUAAAAGUGGAGACUUGGCAAGUCCAGCUGAUGUAACAUCGCGCACAUCUCGCUUGGCUCUGUCGCCAUUGAAGAUGAACCGUUCGUUCUCGACUAGGGAGGAGAAGCUGAAUGAGUCUUUUGGAUCUCAGAAACUCGUCAUCGUCGACGAUGUCACCAUGGAAUCAAGCGAAGAAUCUGUCGGUCUUCUUGAGAAGGAGAAUGCACUUUAUAGUCCUUUGAAGCUGGUGCCGGAUGCUGAAGGCAGAGUGAUCAAACAGAGUGGCGGUUAUCUGAAAGAAAAUUCUCCUGAAGUCGGGAGUACUCGUAGUGGCAGUGGUUCUACAGCAUCUCAUGAGGUGGCAGACAUCCACAAUGACAUCGCUUCUGCUUCUACUCAGUCAGAUGACAAUGUUUUGGAGAAGGAUGUGAACUCUCUAAAGCUUACUGAUAGUAGAGAUGUGCCAAGUAAACGUGCGCGCUUAGAGAGUACAGGGCCAGAAAAAGCAAAGGCAAGUUUCCUUAUCAAG
Cylicostephanus goldi is the source of this 663-nucleotide messenger RNA. The record is from the annotation of a GenBank genome assembly. NCBI's taxonomy places the organism in Eukaryota, Metazoa, Nematoda, Chromadorea, Rhabditida, Strongylidae.